AGAGACAACGAUUCCCUUCCACCAACUCCCCCCAUCGCACUCCCCACGACGUCAAGAGGAGGAGCGCCGGAUCUCACAGCUUACAAUAAUGUCCGAUCAACCGCCUUGCUUCCUAUACAAGGAGACACGCGUGAAUCUUGACUGGGACGACUCCUAUGGAAAUAUUCUUAACAUCUUCCUGCCAAUCCACCAUUCUGGACCCACCAGACGAACCUCCUCGCACACAAACAUCGUCAAGAAGCCCGAACCCGACAAGCCAGAUACCCUGUUCCAGUACAGGCACCUUGCUACCGCGGCCUCAGUAUACUAUCGACCGAUCGAGCGAUACCCCCGAUGUAUCCUGUGGAGAGUCUUGGAGGAGGCGCAGGUACUCUCACUAACAUCGGUGGACUUUACCAAACCACACGAUACGCGGGGGGAGUUCUCUAGCACAUUUAGAUUUUACUUCCCGGAUACAAUCAGGCCGGGAUGUGUUGGGUUUGCGGAUGCUCCCAAUAAGGAUGAGCUGGUAGUCUAUGUCAUGACCACCGGGAACAUCAUUUACACAUUGAACCUAUCGGCGGAUUUCUUCCUCCGGGGUGCGGUUACCAGGAAGACUUCGAAGGAUAGCGAUUAUUGCAGAACCUUCUCGCCUUCCUCGUUUACCCUACAUUCACCGCACUAUCUCAUAGCCAUAGAUCAUGAGACUUUGCUUGUUUCGCUGCAGGAUGGUGUGCUACUUAAGCUUGAGAAGAGUGAGACAUUGCCCGAAGGUGUGUUGGUUUGGCCGCAGAGUUUGUUUGAUUUCGCGCUGACGGUGGCGUAGAUCCCGAAAUGUCAGUGUCACGAUACGCCGAAAAGACUUUCAGUGAAGGCACCUAUAUGGCUUUCUUCAAAAAUAGGAUGCCAUACUUUAGGCCCGGGACCGUCAAGCACGGCCGCGACAGUGUUUCGUUUUCAGCAGUUAUAUCUUCGGCGGUCUAUUUCCCACGGCGGCACGAAGACAGUAUGGUGGAAGGGCAUCAAGUCGACCCACUCUUGUUUACCGUAUCGGUGGACCAUACCCUGAAGACAUGGUCAUUAGAUAAAGGUGUUCUGUUACACGCGACAGACUUGCUGAAUGAAACUGCUCCUCCGUCGUCUAAAAUGAAGACUCUGCUUUCCCCAGCAUCAUCUCAGCUUUUAACUGUGGUCGAUACCUCGUUUCGGGACGACCACAUGUUUUACCUCGUCAGCUUUUCCUCUGCAACAACCGGAAAGUUCAAAUUUUGGGCUGCUCAGCAGGGUAUCGACGGGGAAUACCAGGGACUUGCGGACCUAUACCCAGAUGUGGAGUUUACGGCGGAUCCACCUACGUUGAAUUCUGUCUGGAUGAUAUCUGAGUUCCGUGUCACACCCGUAUCAGGCGACAACAACGGUCUACUCAACUUGUGGGUUCUUUGGAAGAGUAAUACAACCUUUCGGGUGCAAAAUCUACAAUUCCACAUUCUGAGCGUUGGGCAAUACUGGAACACCUGGGUAACAGCAACUCCCGAUUCUCUACACGGGCUUCCCGGAAUCCCGCCGAGCAAUGUCACCUCAGAGGAUAUCACGGAUUAUUGGAUGGACUGGAUAUUCUGCCCCGGAAGAUUCAGCGAUUCUAUCCUGCUUACAGCACUGGAUAUCCACCGGCUGUUCUAUUGGGCGACUACUGGCUCCCCAGGUGACGACCCAGCAGAUUCAUUACAGAGUAGAGUUGCUAAAGCCAUCCCCGGCGCUGUUGAAUUGCACAAGACGGAGGAUGGGUCGCCCGAUUAUGAAAGGUAUAAUCACGAGCUUAACACACAAUGGGUGAGAUAUGCCCGCUUGUGUACCGAGCUCGACAAGCAACGGUGCGAAGCUCUAUCCCUUGUCGCGGAUCCUCACACAGGCUUCGUAUGGACGGUAAACGCUGAUGGAAUCACCGCGUUACGAGAAUGCACCGAAUCCGAGAUGAUGCAACACAACCAUCUCACCUUUGCAUUGAACAAGGAUAUUCUCUCGCAGCGGUCGCCUCGGAAGCUUGGGGCUGCAUUGGCGAAUACAGAGUUAUCUGAUGCCAUGCUUUUGGUGCAGGCUGCCACAAAUUUGAGGAAUAGUCUGACCGGAAAAUCGUACGAAAAUUGUCUGUGGAGGUUACAAAGGGAAGUGUUGGAGGAUGGUGUGUAUGCGCUCGAGGACCGGAUGUUGUCCCUUUACCAGAAUUGCCUGGACGGGGAGAUUUCGGAUGACGAUUGGGAUAAAUUUGAGGAGACGACAGAGGCGAUGAAUGAUCCACAGACGGCGUUUUGCUCUAUAUUGUCGAGUCUGUUCCAGGCUGAGGGACAUGCUGGAGCGGCCAAGCUAACGGCAUUUGGAGGGAAAGUGCUCGUGGCCGGGAGUCGUGAGGUCAUUCAUGUCAACCACGAUAUUUUGUUUGGCCUGGUGUUUGUCCUGCUUAUGCUCGUCUUCGAGGGGGGGCAUCCGAGAAUCGAUAGCCCCGACCCGCUAUACCUGCAGCUCCUGAACUAUAUGCGAGAGUAUGAAGUUCUAAACUGGAUGGCGCGAACACCAUUGUCGAUCCCUGACUCUCGGCUUUCGGCGGACGAUGAGCUCGCAAAAGGAUUGGCAGGUCUGAAAGUCACUGGAUCAGACCAGGCAGUCAUUUUACAGAAAAGGAAAGGUUCAGUCCUUCAGUUGAUGCUUUCUGAGAAUUCCGGCCCUCCCCCGCACGGCCCUAGCAGAAGCGGCUCCGUGGCGAUAUCCGUGUGCAUACGGCAAUAUUUGGCCAGCUUGGAACUCACGAAUCACGGGAACGGGUUCGCAGAUGUUGGCGCUGCGCUCUUGAGUAUUAAUGCUGCCGGAAUUGCUAUGGAAUUCCAGAAGUACCUUCCCGCUACAAAUUGGGGAUUCUAUGUGAGGGCGAGGAUACAGUUGGCCGAUCGCAGCAGAGGUACUGCUGCAGUAACCUUCAAGAAAGCUGCUUAUGGGCUAGGUAUUAUUAUUAUUUUCGUUUUCUCCCUCUAUUGGGACAUCCCGCGCUAACACUUCUUUCAGCCGUGGCCAACCCAGCCCGCCAUUCCACCAUAAAAUCACUCCUGAGUGAAAUUGAUCUUGAGACUUCUAUCGGAAGGGGUCUACCGCAAUAUUAUCUACAUGUCGCAUGUUUAUUUGAGGAGGCAAAAGCGCUAGAAUACCUCGUCGAGUUCUGUCAAUUAGCCUCGACAGCGCUAGGAGACGAAGUAAGCACCCCUUCCCAUUCCCGCCCUUCUCCCCCCACCUCUUCACUAACCCUCCAUAGAACGGUUCCGCAAUAAGAACAGAAAUCCUCCUGAAACUUUUCCAAUCAACAUUAUCCCUCUCCCUCUUUGAUGAAGCCUACAUAGCACUAACCCGCUACUCCAACAAACCCCUCCAAAGAACCGCCCUGCGGGAACUCGUCGGUGCAAUGGUCGAACAAAAUGAGGGCGCAAGACUAUGCCAAUACCCCUUCGUUGGUCUCCAGGAUGACGUGGACGAAGCUCUGGCAUUCAAGUGCUCCACAAUAAUGGACGUGUCUGCAGGCCCGCAGUUCCACAAAGUCCUGUACGCGUGGAGGACGCAGCGGGGCGAUUACAGAGGAGGUAUGGCGUGCCCUUACCCUACCCCAAGUGAGUUGCGGGUACUGAUUUGUAAACGAAUAAUAAAGCGGCAUCAAUCCUCUACGAACGCCUCCAACGCCUGCAAACUGCAAAUAUCGGCUCCGCCGACCCUAGCUCAUGCAAUGUCUCCGACGGCUUCCUGGUCUUGCUCAACGCACUAUCGUGUGUUGGCGAGGAGCAAGCCUGGAUAUUAUCCACCAAACGCGCGGAAGGGGACGAUAUUACCGGCGCUGGGAAUACGAAGCGGGCGAAGCUCGCUAAUAGUAUGGCCUUCCUUCCCCCCCCCCCCCAUCAAGAGUGUAAGAGGUGAUACUAACGGGAUUCUAGCAACCACUUCCUCACCUCAACGCCGACAAGUAGUCACGCUAGAGGACAUCCGGAAGGAGUAUCAGAAUGAAGUAGAGAGGGUUGGUUUACUGCUUAACGGGGGGUUC
Messenger RNA from Tuber aestivum (summer truffle), 4051 nucleotides. The record is from the annotation of a GenBank genome assembly. NCBI's taxonomy places the organism in Eukaryota, Fungi, Ascomycota, Pezizomycetes, Pezizales, Tuberaceae.